AUGGGUGAGAAAACCCACGAUCCCCUUCGUCUAUCGUUGGCCGUGGCGCAGCGAGCGAUGGGCCUGCUCCGGCGCUCCCUCAGAUUCGCACCGCUGAUGGCACAAAGAGCCAUGAGCACCAGCGUCACCACAGCGCCGGCGAUGGAGGGUGCGGUAGCAGAAGCUGUGGCGAAGGAGGCAAAGAGGAGGAAGAAAAAGAACCUGUUCGACAUGGUGCAGUUCCUACCUAGUCGGGGCAUCGGGUACAAGGUCGCCAAGACCACCUGGCGCGACGUCUCCUACCAGAUCACCAAGAUCAACCUUUACAAGGACGGUCGGCAUGGGAAGGCGUGGGGGAUUCGGUACAAUGCAGUUUAG
Molecule: messenger RNA, 357 nt
Organism: Phragmites australis (common reed)
Lineage: Eukaryota; Viridiplantae; Streptophyta; Magnoliopsida; Poales; Poaceae
Exons: 3
Coding region: 1-357 (118 amino acids)
Source: RefSeq, a predicted model, not a curated record